AUGAAAUGCUGGAGACCAUGCUGCCAGAAUGAAGUCAAAGUUUUUUGCAAAUGCGUAAAUCCAGUGGCAUUUUCAUGUGCUAAACAUUUUAUUGAGCAUAUUGAUCUCGAUUCAACUCAUACUCAUCAGCCAAGCACUUUAUACAAAGAGCCUGUUUCUAGUACUAAAAUCGGUCUAAUCAAUGAGCUUAAAAGAUCAUCUGCAGAAUUAACAAACUUCAAGAUCGAAUUAAUUGAAAAAGUGACAAAUAAAAUCCAAAUUCUCCAAAAUUUAUUAACACCCCUCUAUAGGCGAACAAAACCACUGAAAAAAUCCCUAUUUUUGCCCAAAUACCCACUCGAGCGAACAAAAACGUUUUUUUAUAUAAAAAUUGUUUAUGAAAAAAAUUUGAUAUAUAAUUGAUAAUUAGUAUAAUGAAAUUUCUAGCAAAUUCUGUUUAAUUUUAAACAGCUUGCAUUUUAAAACAUAUAUUUUACCAAUUAAAUCAUUGAAUUUUUUAAAUUUUGCAAAAAAUUUUACAUAAAAACUUUUUAAAAAAAAACUAACUUCUCCAAAUUUUUUUUGUUAGUCCACUGAGGGAAGGAGGGAGUAAGUAAAGCAUUAAAAGUAAUAGAAGAAGUCAGCUCAAAUCAAAAAAUGAUUUCAGAAAAGUUAGAGAGUAUUGAAUUAAUUUCAAAAUGUAAUCCAGAUCCCUAUGAAGAAUUGCUGAGUUUGCCAGUUGAUAAAGCCUUGCGAAAUUUGAAGAGCUUCACUUACAGCGCUAAACAUUUGAAUUUUACAGUAGAAGAUGUAUUAGCAGCUAAAUGCGAUCUAAACUUGGGGAUCAGGGUGAUCAGUAAGUGGGAUUCAAAAGAAAUUGUCUUUUUCAAAAGUCAAACAAAAAUUCUUUCCAUUAUUGAUCUUCAAAGCUUCACUUUGACGGAAAAGCUACUACCUGUGGAAGAUAAUGUAUACAGUGCAGGAAUAUCAAUGUGCCGAGUCCCCGGUAGAGGAUUAUUUUGCUAUGGGAAUCACCCAGGGAAAGGAACUGCAUUUAUCUUACACUCUGACUAUUCAAUUGAAAAACUUGAAUCUGGACCUCCAUAUGGAAAUAUGAGCCCUGCACUAUACGAAGAUUCCAUAUAUCUUUUUGGAGGAUGAGAUUCCACUGGCUUACCUUUUAAUAAAGCUAUUAAAUACAAUUUGCAAAACAACAAUUGGUCAGCUCUAACUGCCCACUCAGUUAGCUAGAAAAUACUGUUCGCUCACAGAAGUUUUUUUUUUAUGUAUAUAUAUAUUUAUAGUAAAUUUUUUUGCAAAGUUUAAAAAUAUCCCAAUCCGAAGGAACUGGAAAGCAAAUAUUAAUUUAAUUUGCAAAAUCUAUGUUUUAAAUGCAAUCUGUUUAAAAUUAAUCAAAAUUAGCAAGAGAUUUCAUUAUACUAAUUAUCACUUAUAUUUAAAAAUUUUUGUCCGGAGGGUGGGUUUUACUCCAAAACAUGGAAUUUUCCAAUGGUUUUGCUCGCUCAUGGAGAGGAGGGAAUAAGCGAUUUAAAAGAGGAUUUAUCGUUUGUCUCAAAUAUUGUCACCAAUGAAGGGAUAUUAUUAGUUGGAUACCAGAGCGCCAAACUCUAUAGAUAUGAUAUUGAAUCCGACUCAUACUUUGAGUUGGCUUCCUUUGCUGCAAGUACCUGGAAAAUAUUAUGCAACUCUUCGAACAGAAGUUUUCUUAUCGAAUCUUCUGGAAAUAUAUAUGAAAAUAAUCCAAAAUGCUUGAGUAACUGAAUUGCAAUACAAAAAUUUACAGAUCAGAUAAGUAGAGCUCCAUUAACAUAUUAUGCAACUUAUGAGGAUUCUGCAUAUUUCUUAGAUGAAGCUUGCAAUUUUUUCAGAUUUAACUUCAAUAGCUUGACAUUAAGCAAGGUUAUAACUCAUAAAUAA
Messenger RNA from Blepharisma stoltei, 1917 nucleotides. The record is from the annotation of a GenBank genome assembly. NCBI's taxonomy places the organism in Eukaryota, Ciliophora, Heterotrichea, Heterotrichida, Blepharismidae.